CUCUAUAAAUAUACAUGCGUAUACAUACAAGUGUGCAUUACAAAUUUACAUAGCCCUCGUAUUUUCUCCCAUCUUGAAAUGGCGUCAAGAAAUAAUCCUAGGAACUGCCAGACCCAAACUUUUCGCCCUUUAGCAAACUUCGAGCCUAGUUUAUGGGGUGAUUGUUUCAGUUCAUUCUAUUUUGAUAACCAGGCAUAUGAAAUGUAUUCUAAAGAGAUUGAACUGUUGAAAGAAGAAGUGAGAGGUAUGCUACUAAAUGCAGAAAGUAAAGCAACAGAGAAAAUGAAAUUGAUCAACACACUCGAACGCCUUGGUAUCUUCUAUCACUUUGAGAAAGAGAUCGAAGAGCAGAUCAAACAAAUCUUUCACUCCCAUGCCCACUUUCAAAAUAUUGAAGACUACAAUGAUUUGAGCACAACUGCUCUUCAUUUUGGAGUAUUUAGACAACAUGGUCAUAACAUAUCUUGUGAUGUCUUCAACAAAUUUAAAGACGGCGACGGUAAAUUCAAUGAAAACCUUACUAGGGAUGUAAUGGGGAUGCUAAGUUUGUAUGAGGCUGCACAUUUGAGGAUUCAAGGAGAAGAUAUUCUCGAUGAGGCUCUUGCUUUCACAACCACUCACCUAGAGUCCAUGGUAACUCGUGAAUUAAGCCCUCUUCUUGCAAAGCAAAUUAUGCAUGCCCUAAAGCAACCCCUCCACAAAGGCAUCCCAAGAUUAGGGGCAAGGCAUUACAUCUCUAUCUAUGAAGAAGACUCUUCUAAGAAUGAAUUGUUACUGAAAUUUGCAAAGUUUGACUUCAAUCUGUUACAAUUGAUGUACAAGCAAGAACUAUGCCACAUAUCAAGGUGGUGGAAACAAUUGGACUUUGAGUCAAAACUUUCUUAUGCGAGGAGCAGAGUGGUUGAGUGCUAUUUUUGGGCUAUGGCAACAUUUUCUGAACCUCAUUACUCCCUUGCAAGGGUCAUGCUCACAAAGAUUAUGGCAAUGGCAUCAACUAUGGAUGAUACAUAUGAUGAAUAUGGUACACUUGAAGAACUCAAACUUUUUACCAAUGCAGUCCAGAGGUGGGAAACAAGUGCCAUUGAUCAGCUCCCAGAUUACAUGAAGAUAUUCUAUAGAGCUCUCCUAGAUCUCUACGAAGAAUUCAACAAGGAAAUGACAAAGCAAGGAACAUUAUACAGUGUCCAUCAUUCAAAAGAUGCAUUUCAAGAACUGGCGAGGAGUUACUAUACCGAGGCCAAGUGGUUCAAUGAAGGAUACAUGCCAUCAUUUGAUGAGUACAUAUCUAACGCCCUAAUCAGUAGUGGUUAUUACCUCCUCGCAACGUCAUCCUUUAUGGGCAUGGGAGCAAUUGCUACCACUGAGGCAUUUGAAUGGCUACAAAAUAAACCCAAAAUUAUUGUAGCUAUUACUACAAUUGCUAGGCUAAUGGACAACAUAGUAGAUCAUGAGGAAGAAAAGAAGAAGGGAAACACUGCUACGGGGAUUGAAUGCUACAUGAAGCAGCACGGCAUAUCAAAGAAAGAGACAACUGAUGAGUUCUAUAAGAAGAUUGAAAAUGCAUGGAAGGACAUCAAUGAGGAAUGCCUAAAGCCAUCAAACCCCGUCUCGAUGCAUCUCCUAACCAGAAUUCUCAACCUUGCUCGUGUAAUGGAUGUCUUUUACAAGUUUGAAGAUGGGUACACUCAUCCGGAAAGAGGGCUGAAAGAUCACAUUGUGUCAAUGUUCGUUGAUGCCAUACACAUAUGAUCAGCAUGCGCAAUUUGUGUUUAAUUGCAUGAAGUUUGGUUAAGCAUAGAUUUGGUGUACUUAAAUAAGUUUCAGGGUUUGUGUUUAUCUCGUCUAUUAAUUAGUAUAUUUCUUUCGGUUCAUGAAUAGUUUGAAGUUCGUUUAUUGUAAUGAAUUGUGUAUGUGCCCUUUUGGCGUUGUUGUUGUAAUUAUAAAAGCGCUUUUAUGAGUAGAGUUGUCAUAAAAGUGCUGUCAAUAAAAACAUGUUAGGUGUU
Cornus florida is the source of this 2003-nucleotide messenger RNA. Its product is annotated as valerianol synthase TPS8-like. The record is from RefSeq and is a predicted model, not a curated record. Bases 79 to 1749 code for a protein of 556 amino acids. NCBI's taxonomy places the organism in Eukaryota, Viridiplantae, Streptophyta, Magnoliopsida, Cornales, Cornaceae. Gene Ontology annotation, biological process: diterpenoid biosynthetic process. The transcript has 7 exons. Gene Ontology annotation, molecular function: terpene synthase activity; magnesium ion binding.